UGAUAACUUCACUUUACAUUAUAAAAAAAGUAUUAUUAUAUGUUUGCUUAUGCUCGUUAUUUUAAUUAUUGUUUAGAAACCGCAACUUUAUUUGUAACUGAAAAGAAACGAAGUUAUAAAAUAAAAAUAGUUAACUUAAAACAUAAUGUAACAAUUAUCAAAAUAUUUUGAAAUAAAUAUCAUGUCAUGCGUACAGUGUCGCAUAUUAAGCACUUCCAAAUGUAUGAUGUCAGAAUCUCUUAGUUAAAGCUAAUAUAAUAUUUUCUUGUAAAAACAAAUAUAGAGAUAAAAUAUUCUACAAAAAUGAAGACGGCUUUAAUGGUGGCUGAAAAACCAUCUUUGGCAGCUUCGUUAGCCAAUAUUUUAAGUAAUGGUCGGUGUACAUCUCGGAAAGGUUUAAAUGGAUCUUGUUCAAUACACGAAUGGAUAGGUCAAUUCAGAUCUGAGACUAUAAAUUUUAAAAUGACUUCUGUCUUUGGUCAUGUUAUGACAUUAGAUUUUAUUGGCAAAUAUAAUAACUGGGAUAAGGUUGAUCCUGCAGAGUUAUUUUCAUGCCCAACUGAAAAAAAGGAAGCAGUUCCUAGAUUGAAAAUCCCUUACCUUUUGGCUAAGGAAGGAGCUCAUUGUGAUUAUUUAAUAUUAUGGCUAGAUUGUGACAAAGAAGGUGAAAAUAUCUGUUUUGAAGUUAUACAUGCAGUCCAGCAAGGAAUGAAUAGGAGAUUAAAUCCAAAUGAUAUUUGGAGGGCAAGGUUUUCUGCUAUUACAGAGAAGGACAUAAAAGCUGCAUUGACAAAUCUGAUAAAGCCAAAUGAAAAUGAAGCAAAGAGUGUUGACGCUCGACAAGAAAUAGAUCUACGAAUUGGUUGUGCUUUCACAAGGUUCCAGACAAAAUUUUUUCAGGGUAAAUACGGAGAUUUAGAUGUGUCUCUUAUUUCCUAUGGUCCUUGUCAAACACCAACGUUAGGAUUUUGUGUGCAAAGGCAUGAUGAAAUUCAAACAUUUAAGCCAGAUCCUUACUGGGUUCUACAGGUUACAGUUAAAUCAUCCGAUGGCCAAGACAUUAUUUUGAGUUGGAGCCGUGUACGAUCUUUUGACAAGGAGAUAGCAAAUAUGUUUCUGAGUCACGUGAAAGAGUAUGACCAAGCAACGGUUAUAAGCGUAGAAAGUACAGAAAAGACGAAAUCGCGACCUAUAGCUUUAAAUACAGUAGAGUUAAUGAGAAUAGCAAGUUCGGGUUUAGGAAUGGGUCCCCAUCACGCUAUGCAGAUUGCAGAACGUCUUUAUACUCAAGGGUACAUAAGUUAUCCUCGAACUGAGACAACAUUAUACCCAGAAAAUUUCGAUUUGCUUGCAGCAUUGAAGCAACAGCAGAACAAUCCCGAUUGGGGCGAUCAAGUUCGUAAAAUAUUAGCAACGGGCAUUAAUAGACCGAAAAAAGGGCUUAAUGUUGGAGACCAUCCUCCUAUUACUCCAAUGAAACAUGCUACCCGAAACGAUCUCGAUGGUGAUACAUGGAGAUUAUAUGAUUAUAUAACUCGACAUUUUAUAGCCACUCUGGCUCACGAUUGUAAAUAUUUGAGUACCACGGUUAAGUUUGAAAUAGGAAUGGAAGUGUUUACGGCGAAUGGUCAUAGUUCAAUAGAUCCUGGAUAUACUAACAUACUUACAUGGCAAGCACUUGGAAGCAACGAUACUCUACCCAGAUUUACACCGGGUGAAAAAGUCAAUAUACAAGAGACGAAGUUAGUCGAAUGUUAUACACAACCUCCAGAUUAUUUGACAGAAUCUGAAUUAAUAUCACUUAUGGAAAAACACGGUAUUGGAACUGAUGCUUCUAUUCCAGUACAUAUAAACAAUAUAUGUAUGCGAAAUUAUGUUAAUGUAGCAACUGGCAGAAAAUUAGUUCCGACAUCUUUAGGAAUUGUGUUAGUUCACGGAUAUCAAAAAAUAGAUCCUGAGCUAGUUCUACCUACGAUGAGAUCCGCAGUAGAGGAGCAAUUAAAUCUAAUAGCUUUAGGUAGAGCAGACUUUCACGCUGUGUUACAACAUACCGUUGAAAUUUUCAAACAAAAAUUUCAUUAUUUUGUAAAAAGUAUCGAAGCGAUGGAUCAGUUGUUUGAAGUUUCAUUUUCUCCUCUUUCUGCAUCAGGAAAAGCUCACUCCAGAUGUGGAAAAUGUCGACGUUACAUGAAAUAUAUACAAACAAAACCGUCAAGAAUGCACUGCGCACAUUGCAACGAAACGUACAAUCUCCCACAAAACGGGAAUAUUCGAAUUUAUAAAGAAUUAAAGUGUCCAUUAGACGAUUUCGAAUUACUCUCAUGGUCCACUGGUGCACGGGGAAAAAGUUAUACAUUUUGUCCAUAUUGUUACAAUAAUCCCCCAUUUAGAGAUAUGAAAAAGGGAAUGAGUGGUUGCAAUUCUUGCACACACCCGACCUGUCCACAUGGCAUGAAUUCUAAUGGUUUAUCGAGUUGUUUAGAGUGUAAUGCCGGUAUACUCGUCCUCGAUCCUUCGGCUGCACCAAAAUGGAAACUUGUGUGCAAUCGUUGUGACGUUAUUAUUCAUUUAUUCGAAAAUGCCCACAAAGUGACGGUUGAUACUGAGGUGUGCGACUGUGGGGCUCAAUUAGUUACCGUAGAAUAUAAACAGGAAAAAAGCAAGCUUCCCAAUGAAGCUACGGAGAUGACCGGUUGCGUUUUUUGCACACCAGCUUUCAUGGCUCUUGUGGAAAAGCAUCGUGCAGUCGCCUCAAAACCGGUUACAACUCGUGGCCGUGGUCACGCUAAAGGCCGUAGUCGGGGUAAACCCCGUCCACCGAAAGAUAAGAUGGCACAAUUGGCUGCGUAUUUUGUAUAAUUGAUUCCAUUUGUAAAUGAAGUACAUAGAUGACACUAAUCCCUUCCUAUUCACACUUUGACACUCGCUAUUGCGAUAUAUCUCGAAAAUAAAUCGAACUCUAUUUACUACCUCAA
This is a messenger RNA of Bombus pascuorum, 2975 nucleotides long. It is a transcript of the gene Top3beta, whose product is annotated as DNA topoisomerase 3-beta-1. Bases 304 to 2859 code for a protein of 851 amino acids. The record is from RefSeq and is a predicted model, not a curated record. Gene Ontology annotation, biological process: DNA topological change. Gene Ontology annotation, molecular function: DNA binding; DNA topoisomerase type I (single strand cut, ATP-independent) activity. Gene Ontology annotation, cellular component: nucleus. Lineage: Eukaryota; Metazoa; Arthropoda; Insecta; Hymenoptera; Apidae. The transcript has 14 exons.